AUGCAAAAUACUAUUUCAACUAGUUUUACACACACACGGUCACUGAUAUAUACAUAUCUAUCUGCAUGUACACAUCUACAUCCACGUUCAAACCCAAGUCGAAGCAUUUACAGUUUUUUAAAGAAUAAUAAAAAAUUAUACAGCACAAGUAAUAAUAGUAGUAGCAACAGUAAUAAUAGUAACGUUGACACCGAUACCACUGUCAUAGCAUCGAAUCAAUUUUCCUAUUUCAAAGAACAACCACGAAUCAAUCCUGUAGGUAUCCAAUAUUUAAGUAAGUCUCUACACAAACAGUUAUUUGGCAACAACACUCCUCACAACAACAACAGCAACAAUGACCUCACAAGAGAUGAAAAUAAUAAACUAUUAAAAUUGGCUAAACUCUCUUUGCAAAACCAUGAUCUGUUGAACAAAAGAACUUUGAUCACAGAACCAAUAUCUUUCAUCCUCCCUCCAUUGCAAGGCCAUUCACUAGACGAACACUUCCAGAAACUGGGCCAUUUCAUGUCUCAUCCAUACCUAUCAAUGGCUCUAAAUAAAUUCAAAUCCUUACCCCCAAUCCCUGCAAAAUGGCUCUUUCAACCUGGUUGGACCAGGUACCCAAUAGAUCCCAGUGAUUCUAUCCAGUCUGUUCCUUACCCACUGGAAAAUACCUUGGUUUUUGACACAGAAACCAUGUAUAAUGUGUCUCACUACCCUAUAAUGGCUACUGCCGUAUCUUCCAAAGCAUGGUACUCCUGGUGUUCGCCUUAUCUAUGUUCUUCUGAUUCUUCCUUUUCCUAUAAACAUUUGAUCCCUUUAAACUCAAUGAAUAGAGACAUGCUCAUUAUUGGACAUAACGUCGCCUUCGAUAGAUCCAAAGUCUUGGAAGAAUAUAACUUCACUGCUCCAAGAGCUUAUUAUAUGGAUACAAGAUCCCUACAUAUUGCCAUCACUGGGUUAAGUUCAAGACAAAGACCUAUUUAUAAAAAAAAUGAAAAAUUGAAAAAGUUGAAAAGAAAUCUAAAAUUAAGAGACUCACUUUCUUCUUCCUCUUCCUCUUCUUCUUAUACUGAUUUGGAACAAAGUUUGAUGUAUGAAUUGGAAGACAACCCAUGGAUCAGCGUUUCCAGUUUAAACUCGUUAAGUGACGUAGCAUACCACUAUUGUAACAUUGAAAUGGAUAAGACAAACAGAGACUAUUUUUCCACAACUGAUAAAUCUUCGAUAACCGAAAAUUUCCAAGAACUCAUGACUUACUGUGCAACCGACGUCAUCGCCACAUCCAAAGUGUUCGAUGCGGUCUUCCCCAUGUUUUUAGAGAAAUGUCCUCACCCAGUCUCCUUUGGUGCUCUAAAGGACUUGAACAACUGUAUCUUGCCAUUGGACCACACCAGAUGGCAGAGUUAUACUAACUCUGCAGAGACACUAUACCAAAAAUCAAAGAUAGAGAUCGAGCAAAAAAUCAUCCAAAUCAUCGAAGAUAUAGUUAAGCUGAAAGACUUACCCGACCAACAAUUCAUAGAAACUAUCCAAAACGACCCUUGGCUUUCUCAAUUGGAUUGGACAAUAAAACCAACCAAAUUGACAAAAAGGGGUGUGCCUUAUAAGAACCAAAAAAAGCCAGGGUAUCCUGAAUGGUACAGAUCAUUAUUCCAUAACAAUACUACUACUGUGCCCAACAUCACAAUAAAGACAAGAAUCAUCCCUAUCCUAUUUAAAUUGUCAUGGGAGGGGUUCCCAGUGAUAUGGACUACUGGUUCAGGUUGGUGUUUCCCUAUACCAAACUAUCUAUACGAUAGAUUUGUUCAAAAAAAUUAUGUAAUGGCAGAUGAACAAUCACAGAAACUAUAUCAGAACCAAAGGAUGUCAAGUUUAAAUAAUAACAAUAAUAACAUUAAUAACAGCAAUAAUGAUUACAGCAACGAUAUUACGAUACUAAUGAAAAUACCUAAUCCCAGAGACAGAAAUCUUCGAUCCACAACUUUACUAGGGAAAGGUUAUAUUCAUUUUUUUGAGAAAGGUAUCUUGACCUCUAAAUCCAAAUUGGCCUUAGAGGCACUGAAUUUGAAUUCUUCAGGUUCUUAUUGGAUGUCAUCAAGAGAGAGAAUCUUUGAUCAACACGUUGUCUGUAAAAAAGAUUUUGAUAAUCAAUUUAAUUUCCAAGACUCUAAGAAUCACAAUAACAAUAAUACAAAUAUUAAUAACAAUAUCAAUAAUAAUAAUAAUUUAGCUGUUAUAUUACCACAAUUGGCUCCAAUGGGUACUGUAACAAGAAGGGCUGUAGAGAAAACUUGGUUAACUGCAUCUAAUGCUAAAAAGAAUAGAAUCGGAUCAGAAUUAAAGACUCAAGUAAUUGCACCGGAUGGUUAUUGUUUUGUUGGUGCAGAUGUGGAUAGCGAGGAGUUAUGGAUAGCGUCUUUAGUCGGCGACUCGGUGUUUAAUAUUCAUGGAGGCACUCCUAUUGGGUGGAUGUGUCUAGAGGGUACUAAAGCUGAAGGUACCGACUUACAUAGUAAAACUGCCUCUCUUCUUGGAUGUUCACGUAAUGAAGCAAAAAUAUUCAAUUAUGGUAGAAUCUAUGGAGCUGGCGUGAAAUUUGCAGGUGAAUUAUUAAGACAAUUUAAUCCCGCUCUCACGGAAAAUGAGGCCAAACAAACCGCACUCAAAUUAUAUGAAAACACAAAGGGUAAGAUUAAAAGAUCCAAAAUGUUUAAGAAAUAUUGGUAUGGAGGUUCUGAAUCAAUCCUUUUCAAUAAAUUGGAAGCCAUCGCAGAACAAGAAAACCCUAUGACACCUACACUAGGUUGUGGUAUCACUUCCACCUUAUUAAAAAAAAACUUACAAACGUCCUCAUUUCUCCCAUCACGAAUCAACUGGGCUAUUCAAUCAUCAGGCGUUGACUAUUUACAUCUUUUAUUAUGUUCAAUGAAUUAUCUGAUUGCCAAGUAUAACCUUAAUGCAAGAUUAUGUAUCACCAUCCAUGAUGAAAUUAGAUACUUGGCAUCCGAGAAGGAUAAAUACAGGGUAGCUAUGGCCUUACAAGUCAGUAAUAUUUGGACAAGAGCCAUGUUUUGUGAACAGAUGGGAAUCAAUGAUUUGCCACAAAAUUGUGCAUUCUUUUCUGCCAUCGAUAUUGAUAAAGUAUUAAGGAAGGAAGUUGAUAUGGAUUGUAUUACACCAUCUAAUCCAAUGGCAAUCCCACCAGGCGAAUCCUUAAAUAUUUUGCAACUCCUAGACAAACCAGAGGCCCAACUGUUAACGUCUGAUGAGAAUAAACUUAUUGAUGUUUCAGGUUUUGAUUUCACUCCAAGGGAACCUGUUUUUGCUCAAUAUAAUAGGGCGUAUUCUAAAGAUUUCUUGGAAUAUUUCUUAAAAAUGCAACUCCAGCGUGAUUCAAAACAAAUUAAUAAAUUGGAAAAUGAAUAUAUUAAAAAGACUACUGAAAGACAGUUUUCUAGGAACAAGGAAUGUAAAGAAUACAGUUUAAAGGAUUAUUUAAAAGAUAUUCAAUCGGGCAAAAAACAAAAAUUACCUAUUAUGUUACCUGAUGGGAUUCCUUCAUCUGAGGAUUUCGUAAAACAACAUAGUAUAGCCCAAAAAAUAGAUUCAAGUAUUACUAAUAUACGUAAAGAAAUCAGCAUAAAGGGGUUUGAUCACAUAAAAAGUUGUAACAAAAGGAACUAUUCAAUUAACAAUACACCCACACAGCCUUCUACAUAUUAUGUUGACUUGCAUCAACGUAUUAUAAAUCAGUAG
Arxiozyma heterogenica is the source of this 3738-nucleotide messenger RNA. RefSeq names its product DNA-directed DNA polymerase gamma MIP1 (gene MIP1). Gene Ontology annotation, molecular function: 3'-5' exonuclease activity; DNA-directed DNA polymerase activity; DNA binding. Gene Ontology annotation, biological process: mitochondrial DNA replication. The record is from RefSeq and is a predicted model, not a curated record. The transcript has a single exon. Gene Ontology annotation, cellular component: gamma DNA polymerase complex; mitochondrion. NCBI's taxonomy places the organism in Eukaryota, Fungi, Ascomycota, Saccharomycetes, Saccharomycetales, Saccharomycetaceae. Bases 1 to 3738 code for a protein of 1245 amino acids.